Messenger RNA from Anthostomella pinea, 1626 nucleotides. The record is from the annotation of a GenBank genome assembly. Lineage: Eukaryota; Fungi; Ascomycota; Sordariomycetes; Xylariales; Xylariaceae.
AUGGCUUCCUCGAUGAUCACCACCUCCGCUUGGGUGCCGCGCGGUUUUGCGGCGCCUUUCCCGUCCAGAUACACUUUCGACGAAUCCGAGUUCGAGCGGAUAGCUGGCCUGGCCAAGCUACAGCUGGACGACGCGAAUGAAGACUUGGAGGAAGCCGAAGCCGAAGCUGAGGCAGACGAAGCACAGAGCGCUGCGGUCGAUGGCGCGCAAAAUGGCGUUGCUCCAAAGCGCAAGGAAAAGGAAGAUGGGGACGACAUUGAUGUGAACGAUGAUGAUCUCAAGGAGUACGACUUGGAACACUAUGACGACGAUGGCGACGAGGAGGUACAAGGCCAAAGAUUUGAGGGUUUUGGAAAUAUCAAGUCCCUUACCUACUACGAAUCCAAUAAAGACGAUCCUUACAUUACGAUACCCGACGAAGAGGACGAGGACAAUGAGGACCGGGAAGAACUUCAAAUCUUGGCGACCGACAAUCUCCUACUAGCCGCAAAGGUGGAGGACGAGCUCUCCCAUCUUGAAGUCUACGUCUACGAGGACGAGGCAGACAAUCUCUACGUACAUCACGACAUUAUGCUUCCUGGGAUACCUCUUUGCGUGGAGUGGUUGGAUCUGCCAGUGUCAAAAGCGGGCGUGGACAAGGACUCGACAGCCAACUUCGUCGCGAUAGGCACGAUGGAGCCCGACAUCGAGGUAUGGGACCUGGAUACUGUGGAUUGCAUGUAUCCAAAUGCGAUCCUGGGACAGGGCGGUAAUCCACAGGACGAGGAAAAGAAGAAAAAGAAGAAGAAGAAGAAGUCCAAGAAAGCGAACGAUGAGUAUCACGUUGAUGCCGUUCUGUCCCUCGCUGCCAACCGGAAACAUCGAAACCUCCUGGCCUCUGCGUCCGCCGACAAGACUGUCAAGCUGUGGGACCUGCAUACGACCAAAUGCGCCAAGUCAUACUCCUACCAUACGGACAAGGUCUGCUCGUUAGCGUGGCAUGCGGUCGAAUCGACGGUACUGCUGAGUGGAAGCUACGAUCGAACGGUUGUUGCGGCUGAUAUGCGAGCGCCCGAAGUCAAGGCUCCGAGAUGGGGUGUGGAGAGCGACGUCGAGAAUGUCAGAUGGGAUCCGCACGACCCAAACUUCUUCUUUGUUUCGACAGAGAAUGGGAUAAUACACUACAACGAUAUUCGCAACGCCCCUUCGCACCCGACUAAAACCAAGGCAGUAUGGACAUUGCAGGCGCACGAUGAGUCCGUGUCGUCUUUUGAUAUCAACGCCCACAUUCCUGGAUACAUGGCUACCGGUUCGAGCGACAAGACCGUCAAGCUUUGGAAUAUAACGCCUACAGGACCUGCCAUGGUAGUGUCGCGGAACUUGGAUGUCGGGAAGGUUUUCUCAGCGACGUUUGGCCCGGAUGCCGAAGUCGCCUUCCGCCUUGCGGUGGCUGGCAGCAAAGGCACAAUGCAAGUGUGGGAUACGAGCACAAAUGGUGCGGUUCGGCAGGCGUUUGCGCACAAAAUGGCAAACCAACCCAGUGACAAGGUUGAGGAGCGACUCAUCCGCGUUCAGGACAUCGAGUCUUCCUCAGAUGAAGAUGAAGGCCAGGAGGAAGAGGGUGGCGACUCGAUGGAUGAGGAUUAA